Cyanidioschyzon merolae strain 10D is the source of this 1233-nucleotide messenger RNA. RefSeq names its product GTP-binding protein of Obg-family. The coding region runs from base 1 to 1233 and encodes 410 amino acids. Gene Ontology annotation, biological process: cytoplasmic translation. The record is from RefSeq and is a predicted model, not a curated record. Gene Ontology annotation, cellular component: cytoplasm. Gene Ontology annotation, molecular function: GTPase activity; GTP binding. The transcript has a single exon. NCBI's taxonomy places the organism in Eukaryota, Rhodophyta, Bangiophyceae, Cyanidiales, Cyanidiaceae.
AUGGUGCAGUGCGUGGACGCGGCGGCAAAUAUCGCAUAUCGCCGUGGAGAAACGCGCUGCCUCUACAGCGCGUUUGUUGCCGCAGGCCCUGGCGGUGUAGUCUGUAGGGGAACAAUGGCGACACUGCAGAAAAUCAAAGAUAUCGAGGAUGAACUGGCUCGAACCCAGGUGAACAAAGCAACCAUGGGUCAUAUAUGCCGUCUCAAGUCCCGACUUGCGAAGCUCAAGCGGGAACUGUUGCUCGAGAGCACCAAAGCCAGCGGCGGCGGUGGCGGUGGUGAAGGCUUCGACGUCGCUCGAACCGGUGACGCACGCGUUGCCAUGAUCGGUUUCCCGUCCGUGGGUAAGUCCACGCUCUUCAGUAAGCUCACCGAGACGGAAAGCGAGGUGGCUGCGUACGAGUUCACGACGCUAACUGCUAUUCCAUCGAACAUCUUUUACCGGGGUGCAAAAAUCCAGCUCAUCGACCUGCCUGGCAUCAUCGAAGGGGCCAAGGAGGGUCGCGGCAGGGGCCGGCAAGUCAUCGCGGUCGCACGCUCCUGUGAUUUAAUCAUGAUUGUUCUGGACGCGACCAAGCCAGUCGUUCACAAGCGCAUCAUCGAGCGCGAGCUUGAAGGGUUCGGCAUUCGACUCGGGAAGCAGCGACCGCGGAUAGCGGUGCGUCGAAAAGACCGCGGCGGAGUCACGCUGACCACCCUGUUCCAGGGACCGGCAUCGCAUCUCGAUUUGGAGCUUUGCCGAACCAUAUGCCAAGAGUAUCGUUGUCCCAAUGCUGAAAUCGUGCUCAAGGAGGAUGCGACACCCGACGAUCUCAUCGACGUUCUGGAAGGGAAUCGAGUCUAUGUGCCGGUGCUCUAUGUGCUAAAUAAGAUUGACGCAACGAGCAUGGAGGAACUUGAGUUGUACGACCGACUUGAGGACUAUGUGCCGAUAAGUGGACAUCUGGGCUGGAAUCUCGAUGGACUCCUCGAGGAGAUGUGGAAAAAGCUGGACCUGAUCCGCAUCUACACCAAGCCCAAGGGCGAAAUACCGGACUAUGACGCACCUAUUGUGCUCCGCAAUGCACCCGAACACUGCACCGUACGCGCACUGUGCCGUCGAAUCCACAAGUCGUUGCUGGAUCAGAUGCGGUACGCGUGGGUCUGGGGCUCGUCUGUGAAGUUCUCUCCUCAGAAAGUUGGUGCAGAUCACGUACUUCAGGACGAAGAUGUCGUUCAAAUCGUUAAAUCGUAA